This is a messenger RNA of Gaeumannomyces tritici R3-111a-1, 345 nucleotides long. RefSeq lists its product as hypothetical. The coding region runs from base 1 to 345 and encodes 114 amino acids. The record is from RefSeq and is a predicted model, not a curated record. Lineage: Eukaryota; Fungi; Ascomycota; Sordariomycetes; Magnaporthales; Magnaporthaceae. The transcript has 2 exons.
AUGGUAGCCAAGUCGGAGGCCGCAUGGAGGAGCCAUCAGUCGGUUGGAUGUUUGCACGAACGCCCCUUGCGAAUCCAACAUGGGGUGGGUGGCUCAGAUUCAAGGGAGCAACGAAGAAGAAGUGGAAAAAAAAGAGCCGCACGCCCUCACCUCUUCGCAGCUCCUCCUUAUGGCAGCCAUGGUGAGAAAAGAAAAACGCCACAGCGGGAUGGAUUUAGCCCCGGCAAUCAUCAGCCGCAUGAGAUGAGUUGGGGAGAUUUCGCUGACGGUGAGCCGAUCGGCCUGGGCCCCUUGGUGGCCAGACGGCGGCAGUUCUAUUCAGAGAGAGCCGAGGAGUACGGAUGA